AGCCGGGCGCGCAGUUUCACGUGGGCCACAUGUCAGCCGCACGAGCCCCUACCCGCCUCGGCCAUCUCCGGCCAUCUCCUCUCCUCCACCAAUCCUCCUCCGAUCCAAUCCCCGAGUCUCGACGCCGCCGCAUGCCGCCGUUGCUGCCGCCGUUUGCCUAGGCCUCUGCCGCCCCCAUCGCCGGCGCGAUGGGGAACACCUGCGCCGGCCCCAGCGCCGGCCCCAGCGCCACGGCGGACCGCCACGGAUUCUUCAGCACCGUCUCCGUCGCCGUACUGUGGCGCCCCGGCGCCGCCCGCGCCGAGCCGGCGGUCCCACCGCCCGACUCCUGCCCCUCCAUGUGCUCCUCCACCUCGUCCGCGGGCCCCGAUCUCGACGACUCCGACCUCUCCCCUCCCUCCUCCGACCCAAACAAGCCCAAGGUAAAGCGCGUCCAGAGCGCCGGCCUCAUCGCCGAAUCCGUCCUCAAGCGCGACUCAGAGCGCAUCAAGGACCUCUACACCCUAGGCAAGAAGCUGGGGCAGGGCCAGUUUGGCACCACCUACAAGUGCGUCGAAAAGGCCACGGGGAAGGAGUUCGCCUGCAAGUCCAUCGCAAAGCGGAAGCUCGUCACCGAGGAGGACGUCGAGGAUGUGCGCCGCGAGAUCCAGAUUAUGCACCACCUCGCCGGCCACCCGAACGUGAUCUCCAUCGUCGGGGCUUACGAGGAUGCUGUUGCCGUGCACCUCGUCAUGGAGCUCUGUGCGGGAGGGGAGCUGUUCGACAGGAUCAUACAGCGGGGGCACUACUCUGAGAAGGCCGCCGCGCAGCUGGCUAGGGUGAUCAUUGGGAUUGUGGAGGCUUGCCAUUCUCUUGGGGUCAUGCACAGAGACCUCAAGCCAGAGAAUUUCUUGUUUGUCAACCAAAAGGAGGACUCGCCACUCAAGACCAUUGAUUUCGGGCUCUCUAUCUUUUUCAAACCAGGUGGAAUUUAUUCAGAUGUCGUUGGAAGUCCUUACUAUGUCGCCCCUGAGGUUCUGCUGAAACAGUAUGGCUGCGAAGUGGAUGUUUGGAGUGCCGGAGUAAUAAUUUAUAUCUUGUUGAGCGGGGUCCCUCCAUUCUGGGAUGAAUCUGAGCAAGGGAUAUUUGAACAAGUUUUGCAAGGUGAUCUUGAUUUUUCAUCCGAGCCCUGGCCCAGUAUCUCAAAGAGUGCAAAGGAUUUGGUUAGGAAAAUGCUGAACCGUGAUCCCGGAAAGAGAUUGACUGCACAUGAAGCUCUAUGUCAUCCUUGGGUUUGUGUUGAUGGAGUUGCUCCUGACAAGCCACUUGAUUCUGCUGUCUUAACUAGAUUAAAACAAUUUUCAGCAAUGAAUAAACUAAAGAAGAUGGCCCUUAGAGUAAUUGCCGAGAAUCUGUCUGAAGAUGAAAUUGCAGGAUUAAGAGAGAUGUUCAAAAUGCUCGAUACUGACAAUAGUGGCCAAAUCACAUUGGAGGAACUAAAAACUGGCUUGCAGAGAGUUGGUGCCAACUUAAAAGAGUCAGAAAUCGCAACUCUAAUGGAAGCGGCGGAUAUUGAUAACAGUGGGUCAAUUGAUUAUGGGGAAUUCCUUGCGGCAACAUUGCAUCUGAACAAGGUCGAGAGAGAAGAUAAUUUGUUUGCAGCAUUCUCAUACUUCGAUAAAGAUGGCAGUGGUUACAUUACUCAAGAUGAACUGCAAAAAGCAUGUGAAGAGUUUGGUAUAGGAGAUGCACAUCUUGACGAUAUUAUCCGAGACAUUGAUCAAGACAAUGAUGGUCGGAUCGACUACAAUGAAUUUGUAACAAUGAUGCAGAAGGGGAAUAAUCCACUAGGGAAAAAGGGACAAGGGCAGAUGAGCUUUGGUCUUAGGGAAGCAUUGAAGAUACGCUAGUGAUAUUUUUUUUAACUGUCCACAGUCCAUUGUUUGGUCUUUGUGCCCCAGUCAUUUGCUAUGCUGAUGAUAGUGUGGCCUGAAGGAUCCGCCCCUCACGAUCUGGACAAUUCCUGUUCCAGCUAACCAACGCAGGGCAGGAUUACUGAACUGUGAAGCCAACUAAAGAAGGAAUUCUCUAAUGGAGUGAGCAAAGAGCGAUUCUAGAUGAUUGUGCCAUUUUUCAAUCAGAAGGGGUCACCAUGCUUGUAGAGUGCAUGUAUCUAAUUUUGGCAUUUCAAGCGAUGGAGUGAGCAGACUGAGUAUCCGGUAACUACAGCUGAGCAUGAAUUAGAGUACCCAAGUUCAGUGACAGUAUGACUAUAAAAAUAUAAAAAUGUAUAGGAGAGAAAAAUAUGUAAUUAGUGAAGCUCUUUAUAUGUCCACCGAUCGCACUGAUACUCCCUGCGUUCAUAAAUACAAGUCUUUUUAGAGAUUCCAAUAUGGACUACAUACGGAUGCAAAUGUGUAGUACUGAAUCUGAAUGGAAGAUAGAAGCUGAUGUUUUUUUUCUUGUGCUUGCUCUA
Messenger RNA from Triticum aestivum (bread wheat), 2455 nucleotides. Its product is annotated as calcium-dependent protein kinase 17. Bases 189 to 1889 code for a protein of 566 amino acids. NCBI's taxonomy places the organism in Eukaryota, Viridiplantae, Streptophyta, Magnoliopsida, Poales, Poaceae. Gene Ontology annotation, biological process: protein phosphorylation. Gene Ontology annotation, molecular function: calcium ion binding; protein kinase activity; ATP binding. The transcript is spliced from 8 exons. The record is from RefSeq and is a predicted model, not a curated record.